This is a messenger RNA of Papaver somniferum (opium poppy), 1362 nucleotides long. Its product is annotated as F-box protein At5g07610-like. NCBI's taxonomy places the organism in Eukaryota, Viridiplantae, Streptophyta, Magnoliopsida, Ranunculales, Papaveraceae. Gene Ontology annotation, molecular function: protein binding. The transcript has a single exon. Bases 1 to 1362 code for a protein of 453 amino acids. The record is from RefSeq and is a predicted model, not a curated record.
AUGUCGUCUUCAGGAAGUAGAAAUGAUAGCCAAUCAUCAUCGUCAUCAGGUAUGAAUUUACCUAUAGAAAAUUCUUCAUCGUUAUCAUCGACACAAAUAGCCAACAAUUCUGAUAUUUUAACACAGAUUUUAUUAUGUCUACCCGUGAAAUCUCUAUUGAUCUUCAAAUCUGUAUCCAAAAAAUGGUUAUCUCUCAUUUCUGACCCAUAUUUUGCUAAGAAUCAUACUCUUCGGAAUAGAAGCUUUAAAAUCCCUGGGUUGUUCAUAGAGAAAUUAAGACGUCCUUCAGGUCCUCCUGAUGAUCCAGAAUUUGAAUUUCCAUCUGUCUUCCUUAACAAUGACGCUGACAGUCAUAAUACUACUGGUGGCGGAGGAGUUCCCCUAAAAACCCUAGAUUUUGUGGAAGUUCCACCGCGAAAUUGGAAAGGUCCCAUUACUGAAAGUAGCCUAAGAAUUAAUCAUUCUUGCAAUGGUCUAUUGUGUUGCACUAGGAUGACAUGUAUGACUAAACCGCCUUAUAACAGUAUCAAGCACAUUCACAUCUACAAUCCAACCACAAAACAAUACAAAAGUCUUCCACGAUCUCCCUUUAGAGAUGUCGUCUCUUUCAAUGGAGUUUUUAGUGUAUCCUUAGCUUUUGAUCCAUUCAAGUCCCCAGAUCACUACCAAGUUAUCUGCAUCUGGAGAGAUUUAGAUAAAAUCCAUGAAUUUAAUCUCUUCAAUUUCGAAGUCUACUCCUCUAAAACAAACUCAUGGAGGCUUUCUCAGGUGAGUCCUUUUGCAGCACUUGCUCUUAGUUUCUCUAGGUCUGGUGUGUUUUGGAAUGGUUGUUCUCAUUGGAUCUCGACUGGUUAUAAUGAGACAUCAGUGUAUUUUGAUAUCGAACAAGACAUAGUUAAACCACUGCCGUUACCAGAUGUACCUAAUGAUGAUGACGGUUGGGAUUCUAUGUACAUUGGAGAGUGUAGAAAUCAUUUGUAUCUCGUAGGGUUUCUUGAAUCAUGUCCCAAAAUUUAUCGCAUCUUGGAGAUGGAAACAGAUUACAGUGGGUGGAAUCCUUUAUACAAGCUCGACCUGGAAAGAAUUAUAACUGCAUAUCCAGAAAUGGUGUUGCUUAUUAACAAUAACAUUGAAUAUCAUGUGUUGGUAUUGUUUGUCGGGGAAGAUGAAGAGAAAUCAUCAAAGAAAUUGGUGCUGAUGAUAAACGGCACUGAAGUUAUAUCCUAUGAUCUGAAAGAGAUGAGCUUUAAGGAGAUUUAUCGCUUCGAUGCUACCAAUGGUUCCACUGGUCUCACCUUGUCUCGAAGUUAUGGCACAUGGGGUUAUGUUCAUCAGUACAUAGAGUCACUUGCUUGUGUUUGA